AUGGAUAGUGAAAGUUUUCAAGACCAGAUUGAUAGGAAAUUGAGGAACGGAGAAGGAAACGAGGAAGAAGUAGGUGAAGGACAAACGCAAACGGAACAAGAGGAUCAAACUCAGACUCAAGACCAGGAUCAAACGCAAACUCAAGUGCAAAAUCAACAAGGAACGAGUGGAGAUCAAAGAGGAGAAGAAGGUAAUGAGGAGCAACCAGUAGCCGGAACACAGAAAGGAAGAGGGAAGGGAAAAGGGAAAGCGGUAGGCCUGAUUAGGAUCAAGCCUUUGACACAACAGCAAGAACAACUUAAGCUGGCAGAAGAGAAGGAAACGGCAUCUCAAGCACGGUUGAUGGUAGAGAAAGAAGCGAAGGAAGCAGCGGAGAAGAGGAUACAAACCAGAGAAGCGGAGGAAGAAGGUGAGAGUGAAGAAGAUGAAGAAGAAGGGAUAUGGGAGGCAGUAGGAGACAAUGGAAACAGUCGAAAGAGCGUAUGGAAUGAUAGAAUUGUGGGAGGAGUGGUGAUUGAGGAAAACCCAGCAUCAUCUAAUGAACCAGUUGUUACAACAGCUACCAAUAGAUUGCUCCAGAGAAUGGACAAGGAGAUUGAAAAAGUGUUUACAGCCCAUGAUCAAACAAGGUAUGAUGCCCUGGUGGAGGAACAAAGACAGUGGUUAGAGUUCAAGGAGAAGAAAGGCGGGGAGAGAGAGAAUAAGGGGACUUCAACAGAACCGACUUUGAAGAAACAAGUCGGACCAGAUGGAAAGAUGGCAGAUAUCAGGGUUAGAGACAAGAAGUAUGAGAAGAGAGCAGGGAGAGAGACGCUGAGGAGAAAUGAAGAUACUUACAGGGACAACCCAUACGCCUUUGGAGCUGUUAAAGCGAUGAUAGACCCAGUCAACGGAGUCAGCUGGGAAGGACAGAAAGGAACCUGGGAUGACGUGGGUAGAGGUGAGACGAGUGAUACGGUAGAUAAGGUGGAGGUUACGAAAAACACUCAGUCCGUUAGAUCAACCUUAUGGGCUCAAUAA
Molecule: messenger RNA, 1020 nt
Organism: Melampsora larici-populina 98AG31
Lineage: Eukaryota; Fungi; Basidiomycota; Pucciniomycetes; Pucciniales; Melampsoraceae
Exons: 4
Coding region: 1-1020 (339 amino acids)
Source: RefSeq, a predicted model, not a curated record